Osmerus eperlanus (European smelt) is the source of this 901-nucleotide messenger RNA. RefSeq names its product spondin-1-like. The record is from RefSeq and is a predicted model, not a curated record. NCBI's taxonomy places the organism in Eukaryota, Metazoa, Chordata, Actinopteri, Osmeriformes, Osmeridae. The transcript is spliced from 2 exons. The annotation marks the transcript as partial.
GAGGGGGGCUUGCGGGGGGUCCAAGGCUGAACAAACCAGCACGGGACCCAGCUAGGAGCCCGAUCCAAGAAUGUCAACGGGGUUACUCCGUCAAUGCAGUCACUGGUAGGAAUGUCUGGCUUUUUGUUUCCAGUCUGUUGGCUCAGUGCUUCACAUCUGCGCGCCGGUGCCUUGGAGACAGCCUUGUUACGCUGUACCGAGCUCAGCGAUUUCCCCGGACCCUGUGUAACGCGCUCAGUUGAACCAACACAAAUCAGAGAGCGAUUCACCGAGAGCGAGUGCACAUCGUAUUCCCCGUCUCCCCAGAAUGGAUCGAACAUCGUAGCAGACGCCAAGACACAGUGAGACCUUCGCAGUUGAGUUUUUCUUCCUUAUCUGUGGACUUUUGCGGGGUUGAGGAGAACGUCCGGUCACUCUGUGGAGAUUACUUUAGUGUCUAUUUCUCGUCUUCACGUCAGCUCGGUUGAAACCUGCCUCUUCACGAUGGCAGGAGCGGGGAGGUAUCCUCGCGUUCUGCUGUUGCAAUGUUUUAUCUCGACCGCGCUCUGCAACACGUUCACCGCGUUCACCGAGGAGCCGAUGGACAGAGCUGGCAAGUCGGACGGGUACUGCAGCAGGAUAAUACGGGCUCAGGGUACUCGGAAAGAAGGCUAUAACGAGUUCAGACUCCGCGUGGAAGGGGAUCCGGAGACCUAUCAGCCCGGUAGCACCUACAGAGUGACUCUGUACGCCAGCAGUCCCUCCUACUUCCGAGGGUUCACCCUGAUCUCUGUGAAGGAGGGCCGGGAGGGAGACCAAGACGAGGACUAUGCUGGGAACUUCCAGGUAAAGAGACAACACCUUCAUCACACCUUAGCAAACAUCAAACAUCAAAUGUCAACAUGGAAAUGCAGGCGGGGAG